GGUAUUGCUGCUAUUAUAAAACCACCAGUUGAGGAUGUUGUCCAAUUCUUAAAAGAACACAUACAACAUGAUAUAAGAUGUAUAGCACGAAGUACUGGUAACAAUUAUGACGAGGCGGUGCAAAUAAUCCAUUUAGUGCUUGCUGGUAUUGUAAACAACUUGGGUCAACAGGGAGGUACGUUUAGUCACAUAGGUUUGUAACUAUAAUUGCGCUGGUUUGUGACUAAUAUUAUAUUUCACUUGUUCUGUUCUUUCAAUUUUAAGUAAACACAAAUGUUUUAAGUUUUGUAUUACAUCUCGAACACGCUCAUAGGUGAUUUGGAAUUUGGACUCAAUCAUGUCUCCCGAAAGUCAAAAAUCACAACCGUAAAACUUCGAUCUGUAAGCCUGAAAAUUGCAAAGGACGUGCUUAUGCUUUAUUAAUGCUUCUGUCUCUUCGUAGAAUUGUGCAAAACAUAACUUAUGCAUGCAUAUUUGCCUUCUUUCAUAUGUGAACGUCCAUCGUGCUUUUGCGCAUCGUGCUUUGAGUUUUGACUUCGACAAUUGACAACCUUAAAUAAAAAAUACUAGCUUCAAUUAUUAGCUUCGAUUAAAUUCUUAAAUUUUAAUUAGGUAUUUGAGAAUAAUCAUGAUUUCUUAAUUAAGUCACUAUUAUAGGAAAAAUUUACUAUGAUGUGAUGAUUGUAUGCGAGAAAUGUCAUGUGUCACAUUGUCAUAUGCAUGCAUGUUCUCUAAAUAUACUUAAAAGAUGUUAACUAAGAACUUUGUUGUAGGUUACCAAAAUAUUGAUGGCAACCUGACCACCAAAGAUUCAAGAAUAGUCUGGGAAGAAGCAUUUAUGACCACUUAUUUGAAUCCUGUUCUUUCC
Messenger RNA from Paramuricea clavata, 868 nucleotides. The record is from the annotation of a GenBank genome assembly. Lineage: Eukaryota; Metazoa; Cnidaria; Anthozoa; Malacalcyonacea; Plexauridae.